Messenger RNA from Brassica rapa (field mustard), 5430 nucleotides. RefSeq names its product flavonoid 3'-monooxygenase CYP75B137. NCBI's taxonomy places the organism in Eukaryota, Viridiplantae, Streptophyta, Magnoliopsida, Brassicales, Brassicaceae. Gene Ontology annotation, molecular function: iron ion binding; heme binding; oxidoreductase activity, acting on paired donors, with incorporation or reduction of molecular oxygen. The record is from RefSeq and is a predicted model, not a curated record.
UGGCAGACUCCUAUCAACAUCAAAGGCAAAUGUUGGGUUGACUUUUUUCACUCUUUUUGUUUCAUGUAAUAAUUUAGUGCUGGUUUUGUUUUAAUUUAGCUUAUGAUUUAUGAAAAAAAUGUUGUUAUAUUUAUAUACUUGAGUAAAAAUUUAUUACCAAUAAAAUAUAAUAUUUAUGGAUGUAAAUAUAUUUAAAAUACAAUUUCAUUUAAUAUUUUUAAAUAUAGAAUUAGAUUUGGAGUCUUAUAUAUAUUUUUUAAAAUGUUAAUUUGACAUGUAAGUGUUUAUUUAUAUAUAUUAAGUACUCAAAACGUUAAUUUAUUGUUUAAUUAAAGGUUUACUGCUAUAUAAUUCAAUUAUUCGAUUUUAGAGUUUGCGUUUAGGAGACUUCGUAAAGAAAGUUUGCCAAGCAGUUAUGCACUAACAUUCUUCAGGUGUAUUAUUUACAUACAUAGUGUAAAUUCAGGGUAUAAGAGACUUCAUAUAGAAGUUUUUCAAAUCGAUUUUUUUAUUUAACUGUGAAUUGUACUUUUAAUAUAAACAUAACCGAAAUUAAACCAAAAAAGUUUCAUGAAAUAAGAGUUUAAUUAUAAGUUAUGGUGUAAAAGACUUCAUGUGAAGUAUACUCGAUUGAGUAAAUCUAAUUGAGAUUUUUAUUAUUUACAUAGAAAAAUAUACACAGUUUAUCUUUAAACAGUCGUAACAAAAAUCUAAUGUUUUUCUUUUUAAAACUCUCUAACCUAUAUGUAAUUUAUUUAAUUUGAAGACACAAAGCAAUAUAUUAAUUACUUAUCUCAUUGUCUCAUGUUCACAAUUUUAUCUUAUUUUUCACGUUUUUAUUCUGUUAUUUUCAUUUUUCCGUCUUAAAAAGAUAGAUAUAAGGAUUUUAGAUGUAAACCAAUGGGGCUUAAAUCUCUAUAUCAUUUAUUUUGUUACUAAAGCUAUUAGUAUCCAGCAGCUCUGUUGGUAAAGUUUCACCCCAAACCAUGGAACGAAAUUCAGCGUGACAUUUUUUAUUUAUUUUUUUCUUUAUAAUUAUAUAGUUUGAACUAUGGGUCCGCCACUGGCUACAGGAUAUAUAUUUUUGUAUUUAUGUCAGGUUUAAAGAAUAACUUGAUAAGAUUGUUUCUUAUUAUACCAGUCUAAAAUUUUAGUUUUUUGAAGUUUUUUCUCUCAUUUGAAGCAUUUUUUUAUGUUUUUGAAAAAUAAUAGAUUAUAAUUUAUCUAAUAAUCGAAUUUACUUAACAGCCGCCACAAAAGUUAUUGUUUAAUUCUUUAUCGUACACACGCUACAAGUUGCACAAAAGUAAACUAGAUAUUUCCAUAUUAUAAACAAACAAAUGUUUUUAAAACUAUAUUAGAAAACGACAUUCACAUAAUAUAUACGGGGCAUGUCGGACCAACUUUCUUUUAAUGUUUGGGAGGUUGUGGAUUCGUAAGACGAUAUAUCCCUUAAAUCAACUAUUUGAAAUGUGAUUUUCUUUUAAAAAUAUUUGUUUAUAUACAUCAUCACCAUAUUCAUUUGAAAGACAAAUGGUUAUAUAAUUUAAUCAAAAUGAUGACAUAUUUCUUUUUAUUUAUUAUGACAUGAUUUAAUCAUAAAGACUUUGACUUUUGAUAAAAUUCUUAAACUAAGAUAUAUAAUUCUAUAAUCUGGCUACAUACCAUAAACGUAAAUUAUGUUUAGAAUUAUUAUUACAUUUUUAAAAAUAAUAUAACUGUACCUAGAAAGUUUUAUUAGAUGAAUUUAUGAUAAAAGUAAGUAAUUUUGUAUAAUUAUUUAUUUUUUUAUCCAUAUUCAUUAUAAAAUAUAUUAACAAAUAAACUAUGACAAUUUGAUAAUUUUUUUAUGAAAAGUUAAAUAUUUAAGUCAUACUUGGAUCCAAAGGUAUAUAGAUGAUUAAUAAAAUUUUAAAUCUAUUGAACUUAUUUGGAUUUAAAUGCUAUACAAUAAUUAUUGUUUGAGGAUUAUUGAUUUAUUGCCAUAAACAAAAUGUUACAGUUUAUUGAUGUAAUAAAUUUUAAAUUUAUAUAUUCGAAACUAUAGUUUAUAUAUAUAUAUAUAAAAUAAGUUUUAUUUUAUUUUAAUUUAACUUUACUUAAUAUAACUAACCAAAAAUCAAAUUAAAUAUCUUAAAUCAAAUGGAAAAUAAAUAAUAAAUAAUUAUAAUUAUGAAUAAUUAUUUAUGAAUUUAUUUUUAAAUUGAUAAAAUGAAACCUAUAUUUAUAUUUAUAGAUAUAAUAAUUUUGAAAGAUCUAUUUAUGCGUAUGGUGGAGGAAACAAACUAUUUUCUUAAGAAAAGUCCUAAGCCAUGAAAUUUAUAAAAAAAAAAAAACAGAUCAUCUUCAGAAUCUGUAUUAGGUAACACAUGUAAUUAAAUGUUCAAAAAAUACCUAUAAUUUAUGAAAAUAUAUCAUCAUAUUAGGCAAUACAUGAAUUUUAGCUAGUAGACCACAGAAAAACUGAAAAGAUAAGACUCUUAUGACUUCAAUGGGUAACUCUUACGUGAAAUAAUUUGAUCUUUUGGGCAGCCUAAUACUUAUGUGAAAUAAUUUGAACUUUGUUGUCUAUCAAAAAUCUAUUAAACAUAAAAAGAAUUAUUGAACAUCCGCCACAUAACUAAUUGAUUUAUCCUUUAGCAUAUAGUUGAGUUUUCCCGUUUUUUUUUUAAACAUAAAAUAGAUGCUUUAAAAUAAUUCUAAAAUAGUGUAACACGUUACAUCAUAUAUUUCUUAAGAUAGAUUAAAGUCAAAUUGAUUACUUGUAGAAUCUGGAUUAUCUAAGCAGUUACUUGUUAGACCAUGCACAAUGUUCUAUUAUUUAACAGCCACUUUCUUACAAUUUUACAAUCCAUCACCAUAUUACAUAGUCUUUAUUCCACAUAAUCAUGAACAUUUAUUUAAUUUUUAUGUUAUACAAUGAUUUUUUUAAAAAAAAUUUAACAUUCUACUACCUUACUGACAAAUUAAAAUAAAUAUUUCAGUAUUCAAUUUCUAAAAUUUAAUUAGAAUUUUAUUUUAAUAUUUUUUUGUUUAUUUAUAUAAAUAACAAUCUAUUAGUAAUUGAUAUCAUAUUAUAAUAAAAAUUAUGUAUUCAACUAAAAUAAACCAAAUAUUUAACUUAUAGUAUAAAAAUGAUGAUAUUAAAAACAUUUUUAGAAAAUGUAUUUCCUACAAAAAUAAUUCACUUGAAACAAGUAGGAAAAAUAAAAAUCUAAGUUAUUUAAUUUAAAAAAUCAAUUAAAAUUUAACAGUUAUAUAUAUAUUUUUUCAUAAAAUAGAAUUUUCAACUUUGAUUGGUUUAAAUAUUUUAUGUGGACUCCACUUCUAUAUUUUUCAACUUUUUGAACAGAUUUAACUUGAUUAAUGAAUGUUAAUUUUUUUUUCCUUUUCAAACGACAUCACUGCAAGUUUUCAACAGUUGAAUAAAUUUUUAACUAUUAUUAUUAUUAUUAUUAAUUCACUCGUUCAUCAGUCACCAUCUAUUUUUUUUUGGGUUUAAAGUCACCAUCUAGUUAUAUUAAAAAAUUUGAGCAAACCAGAUUAUAUCAAGUCCUACUUCAUGAUAAAUUACACAUCAAAACGGCUCUUGUGUUCUAUCCAUCAACUCGAUUAAAAAUGGUAACCAUCUCGAGUCUGUUCAAGAUUCUAAGUUGCGCGGACCACGUUGACUAUGCUAUAAUAGUGAUCGCUCUAUCCUCUGUUGUAUGGUAUAUCUGGCUUUACGCCAAGUCCAAACGGCAGCCCCAUCCCUUGCCUCCGGGACCUUGGGGUCUUCCAAUAAUCGGAAACCUACCGUUCCUCAAACCAGAGCUUCACACCUACUUCCAAGGUCUGGCUAAAGAGCACGGUCCCAUUUUCAAACUCUGGCUCGGCUCCAAACUGGCGAUUGUGGUUAGCUCCUCUGAGGUGGCCCGUGAGAUUCUACGAACCAACGACGUCAUUUUCGCGAACCACGAUGUUCCUGCCGUGGCUCUGAUAAACACGUACGGUGGUAUUGACAUAGCCUGGUCACCAUAUGGACCAAGGUGGCGGAUGCUGAGGAAACUAUGUGUUAAUAAGAUACUGAGCAACGUCAGGUUGGAUUCAUCUGUUGGCCUACGUCGCGGAGAGACCAGGAGAACAGUUAGGUAUUUGGCGGAUCAGGCUCGAGCAGGAUCGCAGCUUAACUUGGGAGAACAAAUAUUCGUGAUGAUACUAAAUGUUGUAACGCAGAUGUUGUGGGGCGCUACGGUUGAAGAAGAAGAGAGAGAGAUUGUUGGAGCCGAGUUCAUAGAAUUAGUUCAAGAGAUGAAUGACCUCCUGAUGGUGCCCAAUAUAUCUGACUUUUUCCCGGCAUUGAACCGGUUUGAUCUUCAGGGCUUAGCUAAGCGUAUGCGAGGACUGGCUCAGAGGCUGGACCGGCUGUUUGACCGGGUCAUUAAUCAACGGCUGGGGGUGGAUAAGGGAAGUGAAGGGAAGGGUGAAGAUUUUCUGGAGGUCUUACUAAAAAUCAAGGAUGAAGAAGAUGGGCAGACAAAUUUGAACAUGAAUGAUGUGAAGGCGUUGCUCAUGAACAUGGUGCUCGGUGGUACAGAUUCAUCGUUACAUGUCAUAGAGUUCGCAAUGGCCGAGCUAAUAAACAAACCGGAUAUCAUGAAGAGAGCUCAACAAGAACUUGACGAAGUUGUGGGAAAAGAUAAAAUAGUGGAGGAGUCUCACAUCCCUUAACUUCCAUACAUUCUUGCCAUUAUGAAAGAAACUCUCAGGCUUCACAUGGUUGCACCACUCCUUAUUCCUCACCGCCCAUCCCAAACCACCGUAGUGGGCGGCUUCACUAUCCCUAAAGAUUCAAAGGUCUUCAUUAAUGUGUGGGCAAUCCAUAGAAAUCCAAAUGUGUGGGAGAACCCACUUGAAUUUGAUCCCAACCGAUUUCUUGAUAAAUCUUAUGACUUCAACGGAAAUGAUUUCAACUAUAUUCCGUUUGGAGCUGGUCGUAGAAUAUGCGUGGGAAUGGCGAUGGGGGAGAGAAUUGUUCUCUAUAAUAUCGCUACGCUUUUGCAUUCUUUUGACUGGAAACUUCCUCGAGGAGAGAGAAUGGAGGUCGAGGAGAAGUUUGGGAUCGCGUUGAAGCUGAAGAAUCCACUUCUUACGACCCCAGUGCUAAGAUUGUCCGAUCCAAAUCUUUAUCUGUAAUCUAACUGUCAGAUUAUGACGGAAAAUUGAAUUUUCUGAUGCAUGUUCUAUGAUUUAAUAAAGCUGAACAUGUUAUAGGGCGUUCGCAUGCUGGCAAAGUUUGAUUUAGCAGUUAGCACUCUAUUUCGUGUUCCAAGUCCUACAAAUCUUCUAUGUUUCUGUUUUCUUUUUACAUAUUGGGGUUGUGCUUAGUAAAUACCCGCGUUGUUUUACUUGAUUUAUAAGUCAUCAUUAUUAAGAGUUUCUCGAUAUUAA